Messenger RNA from Pseudomassariella vexata, 1635 nucleotides. RefSeq lists its product as uncharacterized. The transcript is spliced from 2 exons. Lineage: Eukaryota; Fungi; Ascomycota; Sordariomycetes; Amphisphaeriales; Pseudomassariaceae. The coding region runs from base 194 to 1360 and encodes 388 amino acids. The record is from RefSeq and is a predicted model, not a curated record.
CCCAAGCCGUUGUCCGCCGGGCGGCAUCUCCACAUUCUCGUCCUUUUUCCUUGAUUCUCGCCAUCGUCACUUCCAUUCUCUUUCAUCCAACAUCAACAACAAAUAUGUGUCUAGUACAAACAGCGACAAACACAACUUACACAAUCUCCAUUUCCACAACACAUUCACCCAGGAGCUUGCGACCACCAACAAAAUGCAUCAAGCAUCCCAACCCAAGAAUACCCCUGGCCGCUCGCGACGCGGAGGUCGAAAUGGCACCCCCCAGAAAACGUACGCUUCCGAGAAUGACAUGCCCAACUACCGCCAGGUCCAGCCCGACAGCCCUUGCACACCGCAGAAGCUGGCUUCCGGCAAUGCGGCAGCUACACAGAAUGUUCAGUCAACAAACCAAAAGCAACGCAGCAAAGCCACGAACAAACCCCGAAACAAGACGGGCGCUGCGUCGCCAGGCGCUAACGUCAACAAACUGGAGCGCCAGAGUCCAUCAUUUGUAGCUCCCGCUUUCGCCGGCGCCACGUUUCACCACUCUCCUGCGCCUUCCGCUCUGCCAAUUCCGAGCUUCCUGUCACGAACUUUUUCGGCUCCGGAUUCGCCCAGUCAGCGGGCCUCGCCAGCCGAGGCUACCCAAGAACCAUCGCCGCCCACUACGGAUUCGGAAGAUGCGGGCGAGCUGAGCCCUCCCCCGAACGUACCUCGCAACGACGAUUCGCCGCUAGAAGUUUUUUUCAAGGCUCAGCGGGACGAGAAGGCGCGUACACGUCGGGCGAGCUCUGCCAACGCAGUUGUCGUUGCUCUAGGUCCUUUCUCGCCGCCCAACGAUUCGCCCCAGGCGUGCAACACGCUUCCCAAGGCAACUGCUCCAGCUCCACCUCGGCGCCCCCAAGCAUCGCGAAAUCAAUCUUCUGGAAUCUCUUCGAACGAACUUAACGGUAUACCUGGUGAGCCCCUUGGCCCGGCCUUCUCAACACCCUACCAAGACCGAAUUCGAGCUGCACGCUCGAACAACAACUCCGGUCAGGCCACUCCAACGUCCACUAGGUCAUCUGCGCAAAAGGUCGAUUUUGAUCGAAGUGAAGCCUUGAAGCGCUAUCUGUUCGCUGGAAAGCUAGGGCCUUCCCCGCAACUGCACCAACAGCAAAAGCCGCAGCCGCAGCCGCAGCACAGACAGCAACCAGUUCCUUCCCAAGACGCACACCCCAAGAUGCCGCGUGGUAUGUUUCCUGCUACGGUACUAGGAGGCAAUCCGAAUCCCCCGGCGACGCAACCCCAAUACCAAGCUGCAACGGGUCUUAGGCCCGACCAGAUGCGGACUAUGGAAGACAGUCUUCGGAAAGUCUUGAAACUGGAUUCUGUCAACUAGUUGCAGGAUCCCGAUAUUUCCUUUUGCGUUCGGCAUGGUGUUACAGGCGUUGUUCACAGUCGCAACAGGUGAGGAUCUGGGCUAGGCGUCCACGGGCGACAAAGCUCAGACUAUUUGUUUUGCUUCUUCUUCUUAUUACGGUUAUGUGGCCCUGCGUGGCUUGUACAUCGCCCUCCUAUCUAGAGUAUGGCGUUCGUUGAGCUACGAAACUCAUUGCUGGUCAUGGUUACGCAUUUCAGACAUCUAUGUCUUCUAAGAGCGCCAUCUUAGAGACG